Messenger RNA from Perca flavescens (yellow perch), 7083 nucleotides. It is a transcript of the gene cacna1ab, whose product is annotated as calcium channel, voltage-dependent, P/Q type, alpha 1A subunit, b. Gene Ontology annotation, molecular function: high voltage-gated calcium channel activity. The record is from RefSeq and is a predicted model, not a curated record. The coding region runs from base 1 to 7083 and encodes 2360 amino acids. Gene Ontology annotation, biological process: calcium ion import across plasma membrane; chemical synaptic transmission. The transcript has 46 exons. Lineage: Eukaryota; Metazoa; Chordata; Actinopteri; Perciformes; Percidae. Gene Ontology annotation, cellular component: neuronal cell body; membrane; voltage-gated calcium channel complex.
AUGGCGCGUUUUGGAGACGAGCUACCCAACAGGUAUGGAGGAGGAGGAGGAGGUGGUGGUGGCGGUGGUGGCGGGGGUGCCGGCGGACAAGGGGGGCCCGGCCGCGGCGGCAGCAGGCAAGGGGGGCCCCCCGGAGGGCAGCGGAUGUACAAGCAGUCGAUGGCCCAGAGAGCCCGGACCAUGGCCCUGUACAACCCCAUACCCGUCCGGCAGAGCUGCCUAACGGUCAACCGCUCCCUCUUCCUCUUCAGCGAAGACAACCUGGUGAGGAAGUACGCCAAAAAGAUCACCGAAUGGCCUCCGUUUGAAUGGAUGAUCCUUACCACCAUCAUUGCAAACUGCAUCGUCCUGGCUCUGGAACAGCACCUUCCUGAUGGAGACAAGACGCCUCUGUCUGAACGACUGGAGGAGACGGAGCCCUACUUCAUAGCCAUCUUCUGUUUUGAAUCGGGGAUAAAGAUCCUGGCUCUGGGUUUUGCGUUACAUAAGGGCUCCUAUCUGAGGAACGGCUGGAACGUCAUGGACUUCGUGGUCGUGCUCACCGGUAUUUUGUCGUCAGUGGGGUCUCAGCUUGACCUGAGGACGCUACGAGCCGUCAGAGUGCUACGACCACUGAAACUGGUGUCUGGGAUUCCCAGCCUGCAGGUGGUGCUCAAGUCCAUCAUGAAGGCUAUGAUCCCCCUGCUGCAGAUUGGCUUGCUGCUGUUCGUGGCCAUCCUUAUGUUCGCCAUCAUCGGCCUGGAGUUCUACAUGGGAAAGUUCCACGAAACCUGCCACGACAAAGUCACACGAGAGGUAGUGGACGCAUUGCCAUGUGGCAAAGCGUUGCCGUCCCGGUUGUGUCCUAACGGCACGGUGUGUGACGGUUACUGGAUUGGACCCAACUACGGCAUCACCCAGUUCGACAACAUCCUGUUCGCCGUGCUCACUGUCUUCCAGUGCAUCACCAUGGAGGGAUGGACAGACAUGCUGUACUACAGUAAUGACGUGGAGGGCAGUGCCUGGAACUGGAUGUACUACAUCCCCCUCAUCAUCAUCGGCUCCUUCUUCAUGCUCAACCUGGUGCUGGGUGUACUCUCAGGUGAAUUUGCCAAAGAGAGAGAGCGAGUGGAGAACAGGAGCGAGUUCCUCAAGCUGAGGCGACAGCAGCAGAUUGAGAGGGAGCUCAACGGCUACCUGGAGUGGAUCUGCAAAGCGGAAGAAGUGAUUUUGGCGGAAGAGGACGGCACAGUGAACUUUGAUGGUACGAGGCGGAGGCCAACCAUCAAAACCAAAAACAACAAGACGGAGCUGCUGAACCCUGAGGAAGGAGAGGACAACAUGGGAGAUGCAGUAGGUUUUGCCCGCUCCAGUUUAAAGAAUGGGAUGGACGGGUCCAAUUACAGCAAGAGGGAGCGGCGACUGCGAUUCUUCAUCCGCAAGAUAGUGAAGACUCAGGCUUUCUAUUGGACUGUGCUCUGCCUGGUGGGCCUCAACACCAUGUGUGUGGCUGCGGUGCAUUACAACCAGCCUGAGAUGCUCUCCGACUUCCUCUUCUAUGCAGAGUUUAUCUUUCUCGGCCUGUUCAUGUCUGAGAUGCUGAUCAAGAUGUAUGGUCUGGGCAUCCAGCCCUACUUGCACUCCUCAUUCAACUGCUUCGACUGUGUGGUCAUCGUGGGCAGUAUCUUUGAGGUGGUGUGGGCCACCAUCAAACCAGGAACAUCCUUCGGGAUCAGUGUGUUACGAGCUCUGCGACUGCUCCGCAUCUUCAAAGUGACCAAGUACUGGGCUCCUCUUCGAAACCUGGUGGUGUCUCUGCUGAACUCCAUGAAGUCCAUCGUCAGUUUGCUGUUCCUCCUCUUCCUCUUCAUUGUGGUCUUCGCCUUGUUGGGGAUGCAGCUGUUUGGAGGACAAUUCAACUUCGACAACGGAACCCCACCUACCAACUUUGACACUUUUGCAGCAGCGAUCAUGACAGUGUUUCAGAUCCUGACAGGAGAAGACUGGAACAUGGUGAUGUACGAUGGUAUCGAGUCCCAGGGAGGAGUGAACGACAAAGGGAUGGUGUUCUCCAUCUUCUUCAUCGUCCUCACACUUUUUGGCAACUACACUCUGCUUAACGUCUUCUUGGCCAUCGCUGUCGACAAUCUGGCCAACGCCCAGGAGCUCACCAAGGAUGAGGAGGAACAGGAGGAAGCAGCCAAUCAGAAGACUGCAAUGCAGAAGGCUAAAGAAGUAGCAGAGGUCAGCCCGCUGUCAGCAGCCAACCUGACUAUUGCUGCUAAGGAGCAGCAGAAGAACCACAUCAAGGGCAACAUGUCAGUGUGGGAGCAGAGAACGAGCGAGAUCCGCCGUCAGAACCUGAUGACGAGCCGCGAGGCGCUCUACAACGAGCUGGAGCAGGAGGAGUGGAAGGUGUCCUACCCACGGAAACCACGUGGCGAUAUGAAGACCCACCUGGACCGGCCGCUGGUGGUCAACCCUCAGGACAACCGCAACAAUAACACCAACAAGACCCAACCUGGUGAGCUGCCUCUGGACCAGGAGUACCGGCGCCAGGACAUGGAUCAUUACCGCCGAGCCACACACCACUAUCACUACCACCCCCAUCAUCAGAAAGCCAUUGGGCCGGACGAUAGAGGGACGGGCCAGCCGCCGGAUACCCGCAUGGAGCGCGGCUUCAGCUGCACGUCUCUGGGCAACGUGGAGGGCCAGCUCGGGGAGGGGAGGCACAGCCACAGGAGCCACCGGGGCCACCGGCACAGGAACAGGGAAGGCAGGGAAGCUCGCAGCGUGUCUCCCCACCAUAGCGAGGGGGUCGACGGGAACCACGAACACAGAAGGUCCCGGCAGCACCGCAAGGCAGCCAGGGAGGGGGAGGAAGGCAGGAGACAUAGAUCCAGAGGGACGGAGGGAGAGGGGGAGAAAGGCGAAGAAGGGGAAGGACGGAAGUCGAGACGGCAUCGCCAUGGCAACCAGGAGAGGAGCAGAGGGCAUCGCACCAGAAAGGAGCACCACAGCACGGGUGCCAGCCUCUCCACCACACGGCCCAUACAGCAGUACAACGAGGAUCUGGACAACUUCCGCAACAACAGCAAGCUGGCCGGUGCCCAUGAGCACCCUUACGCCCUCCCACCGGAUCACCCGGACCAUCCUGACCACGUCAACAACCUGCUGAACUGCCGUGACGCAGACACCCACACCCUCCUCCACAGCAUGGACAGCCUGAUCCUGACCAGCAUGGCCAAACCUGAGUACACCAAAAUAGACAUGCCACCUGUCUAUCCCUACCCCUCUACCAACGCCAUCCUGCAGGUGAACAAGAACGCCAACACCGACCAGAAGAAGAGCGAGGAGAAGAAGGAGGAGGAGGACGAGGGAGGAGAUGAAGACGGCCCCAAACCUAUGCCUCCCUUCAGCUCCUGCUUCAUAAUGUCCACCACCAACCCGUUUCGGAAGUGCUGUCACUACAUCCUGACUCUGAAGUAUUUUGAGUUCAGCAUCCUGUCUGUCAUCGCUAUGAGCAGCAUCGCCCUCGCUGCAGAGGACCCUGUCUGGCCUGAGUCCCCACGAAACAAUGUGCUGCGUUAUUUUGACUACGUUUUCACAGGCGUCUUCACAUUUGAAAUGUUGAUCAAGAUGGUGGUGCUCGGCUUGUUUCUCCACCAGGGCUCCUACUUUCGCGACUUGUGGAACAUUCUGGACUUUAUAGUGGUUAGUGGUGCUCUGGUGGCCUUCGCCUUCACGGGAAGCAGCAAGGGCAAAGACAUCAGUACGAUCAAGUCCCUUCGCGUGCUGAGGGUGCUGCGUCCUCUGAAGACCAUUAAACGACUCCCCAAGUUAAAGGCUGUGUUUGAUUGUGUGGUCAACUCUCUGAAGAACGUGCUGAACAUCUUGAUCGUCUACAUGCUCUUCAUGUUCAUCUUCGCUGUGGUGGCCGUGCAGCUCUUUAAAGGCCGAUUCUUUUUCUGCACGGACGAAUCCAAAGAGUUUGAGCGGGACUGCAGGGGCGAGUACUUGGUAUAUGAUAGAGAUGAGGUUAAAGCUCAGAAGCGGGAGUGGAAGAAGUACGAUUUCCACUACGACAACGUGGCUUGGGCCCUGCUCACCCUCUUCACUGUCUCCACUGGAGAGGGGUGGCCGCAGGUGUUAAAGCACUCGGUGGACUCCACCUUUGAGAAUCAGGGCCCUAGCCCGGGUUAUAGGAUGGAAAUGUCCAUCUUUUACGUGGUGUACUUCGUUGUCUUCCCCUUCUUCUUCGUAAACAUCUUUGUGGCUCUCAUCAUCAUCACCUUCCAGGAACAGGGGGAUAAGAUGAUGGAGGACUACAGUUUAGAAAAGAAUGAGAGAGCCUGUAUAGAUUUUGCCAUCAACGCCAGGCCUUUGACUCGCCACAUGCCCAAGAAUAAACUGAGCUUCCAGUACCGCAUGUGGCAGUUUGUGGUGUCUCCGCCCUUCGAGUACAGCAUCAUGGCUCUGAUCGCGCUCAACACCAUUGUCCUCAUGAUGAAGUUUAACGAUGCAUCAGCCACGUACAAUAACGUCCUGAAUAACCUCAACAUCGUGUUUACCACCUUCUUCUUCAUGGAAUCAGUCCUUAAGGUCAUCGCUUUCGGCCCUCUGAAUUUCUUCAGAGAUGCCUGGAACAUUUUUGAUUUUGUCUCCGUCCUUGGAAGCAUCACUGACAUAUUAGUGACAAAUCUAGGGAAUAACUUCAUCAACCUGAGCUUCCUGAGGCUGUUCAGAGCAGCUCGCCUCAUCAAGCUGUUGAGACAGGGAGAGACCAUCCGCAUCCUGCUGUGGACCUUCGUCCAGUCCUUUAAGGCUCUGCCGUACGUGUGCCUGCUCAUUGCCAUGCUCUUCUUCAUCUAUGCCAUCAUCGGCAUGCAGUUGUUUGGGAAUUUGGCGCUAGAUGAAGAGAGAGAGAGUGCCAUCAACGAACACAACAACUUCAGGACCUUCAUCAUGUCUCUAAUGCUGCUCUUCAGGAGCGCUACGGGCGAGGCCUGGCAUGACAUCAUGUUGGCCUGCCUGGGCGGGAAGGAAUGCGACCCGGCCUCAGGGAACACAGAACCUGAAUGUGGUAGCACCUUUGCCUACACCUACUUUGUCUCCUUCAUCUUCCUCUGUUCUUUCCUGAUGCUGAAUCUGUUCGUGGCUGUCAUCAUGGACAACUUUGAGUACCUGACCAGAGACUCCUCUAUCCUGGGGCCGCAUCACCUGGACGAGUACGUAAGGAUAUGGGCCGAGUACGACCCUGCUGCCUGCGGGCGCAUACAUUAUAAGGAUAUGUACAGUUUAUUGCGAGUUAUCUCCCCUCCUCUGGGCCUUGGCAAGAAAUGCCCACAUAGGGUGGCAUGCAAGAGGCUGCUGCGCAUGGACCUGCCGGUUGCUGAUGACAACACGGUGCAUUUUAACUCCACCCUCAUGGCUCUGAUCAGGACAGCACUGGAUAUAAAGAUUGCCAAGGGAGGUGCAGACAAGCACCAGAUGGAUGCAGAGCUGAGAAAGGAGAUGAUGGCUAUUUGGCCGAACUUGUCGCAGAAGACGCUGGACCUGCUGGUUACGCCGCACAAGGCAGCCACAGACUUGACGGUGGGCAAAAUCUACGCUGCCAUGAUGAUCAUGGAAUACUACCGGCAGAGCAAGACGAAAAAGCUGCAGGCCCUGCGAGAGGAACAGAACCGAACACCAUUAAUGUUUCAGCGCAUGGAGCCGCCCUCUGAGGGAGGGGGCACGGACGGCCAGGGGGGUCAAGGCCUCAACAGUCUCCCCAGCACCCAGCCAGAUAACCCAAACAGCAUACCUCCCGAGGGUGGCAUGACUGAGAGCCAAUCGUGGGUGACGGCCAAAGCCCAGGAAAUGUUCCAAAAGACGGGUAAUUGGAGCCCCGACAGACCCUACCCCGACAAUCCCCACGACAACCGUCACAACCCCCAGACCAUCACUGACACCAGUCCGAUGCGCCGCUCCACCUCCAGCCUGGUCCACGGGCGUACGGGCCGGGGCGUGAGGCUGGACGACUACUCCCUGGAGAGGGUGGUGUCUGAGGAGGGGAGACACGGGGGAGGACGCAGACACAGACACAGGAGUCACGGGGCCUCACAGCGCUCCCUGACCAGAUACACUGACGCCGACACGGGUCUGGGCACAGACCUCAGCACGACCACGCAGUCGGGCGACCUUCCACCCAAGGAGCACGAGCGGGACCGCGGCCGGACCAAGGACCGUCGUCACCACCAUCACCACCAUCACCACCACAGCUCCAUGGACAAGGAGCGCUACGGCCCUGACAGACACGAUUACUCCCACAGGCACCCCCACAACCGCCACUGGUCCCGCUCACCCAGCGACGGGCCUGAUGGACGUGGACACAGACAGGGCAGUAGUUCGGUGAGCGGCAGCCCGGUCCCCUCCACCUCGGGGACCAGCACUCCGCGGAGAGGCCGUCGCCAGCUACCCCAGACCCCUGCUGUACCCCGACCGCAUGUCACCUACUCCCCCACUGUCCGCAAGCCCAGCUACGGCCCCCCGGGGCCGGGCCGUCUGCGCUCGCCCUCCCCCAGACACUUCUCCCCGCCAGACCACGACAGAGGCUACCACCACCGACCCCCUUCGCGCCAGGUUUCUCCCCACCACGGGGCCUCCCCGCCCCGCCACGGUUCGCCACGCUCCCCCAGGCACCAGUCCCCGCGCUCGCCCCUCCACGGCUCGCCCAGGUCCCCUCACCGAGGCCGCUGGAGCGGGCCCCCGCCCGGGGACAGCCUGGAGGGCAACGGGCCCUUCUACGAGCGCGACUACGAGUACGAGCGGCACCAUGAGCCCCCCGCCUACGAGCAAAGCCUCUCCCACGGCAACCCGCACCCACAUGGGGGAAAUCCUCACCCGCGUUCGCCUAGGACUGCCCGCCACGGGCCCCCUCCGCCCCCUCACCCGCAUCCACGCAGGGUCCCCAAUGGCUACCGCUCAUCCUCGCCUUCCCCACAUCGGCGGGGACCCUGCGGGGCACCCCCCCAUCCACACCACCGCCCCCCCCACGCCCGAGGGCCCCGCAAGGGCCUGCAUGAACCUUAUAGCGAGACGGACGAGGACGACUGGUGCUAG